GGGGUCGUAAGCAACUGCGCACAGGGCACCAAAGAAAGAAGUCUGGCAACGUCGGAAAGUGGGACUCGGAACAUCAAACGAGUGCCAAGAGUUUUUCUGACACCAUAUCUCUCCACCAAAUCGUCGUAUUUUCAACUUGGCACCUUGAAUUUUGAACAUGGCGGCGUGUAUGAGACGAAUUUGCGGAUCUGGGCUGCUAAAAUCUAACCAUGGAAUUGUUUUGCAACAGGUUAACAAAUUCUCCUCUAGCAGCUCUUGGACAAGGAGUCAGAAAGCUUUAUGCACAACAGCUGGUAUCUUGACCGGUGGAGCAGCUGCCCUGUGGUACACCCUCGAUCGCUCUGUCCAGGCGGCAGAUCUUAUCCUUCACCCUCCAGAAAACCAUUGGCCGCACAGUGGACUUCUGUCAACAUUUGACCAUGCCAGCUUGCGCCGUGGUUAUGAAGUUUACAAGCAAGUGUGUGCUGCUUGCCACAGCAUGCAGUACAUUCGCUUCAGAGAAUUGAUUGGUGUUACACACACUGAGGAUGAAGUGAAGGCGGAGGCAGCAGAGUGCAUGGUGGAAGAUGGGCCUGAUGAUGCCGGAAACAUGUUUAAGAGACCUGGCAAGCCUGCCGACAGUUUCCCAAGCCCCUACCCCAAUGAGAAUGCUGCUCGUGCUGCUAACAACGGAGCAUACCCUCCUGAUCUGUCUUACAUUACUGCUGCUCGCCAUGGAGGGGAGGACUACGUAUUUGCUCUACUGACUGGUUACUCUGAGGCUCCAGCUGGUGUGACACUGCAGGAGGGUCAGCAUUAUAAUCCUUACUUCAUGGGUGGUGCCAUUGGUAUGGCGCAGGCUAUUUACAAUGAGAGUGCUGAGUUUGGUGAUGGAACUCCUGCCUCUGCGAGUCAAAUUGCCAAAGAUGUCUCAGCUUUCCUUAGGUGGUGUUCAGAGCCUGAGCAUGAUGAGCGUAAGAAGACAGGUUUCAAGGCUCUUUUGAUGUUGACCGUCUUUACGGCCAUUUCUAUCUACUGGAAGAGGCAUGUGUGGUCAUCACUGAAGUCGGAAAAGAUUUUGUAUGUACCAAGAAAGAAAUUGUAAAACUGUAGGCUGUACUAGCAAAAUGAUUCACAAUGUAGGAUUUGUCCCUCUCCAAUCAUUGUGUAGUUACAAAUUUUAAUGUGAUGUUUGCUGGCUAUUUUCUAUCACAUUGCAAUUUUAAAGAGAACUGGGACAACACAGCAGGUACUGUUCGUUAAAAUUACAUCAUCUGUAUUAAAAGCUGAGCAAUAUUGUUUUUAUUGAAUGAACUGUUAGCUAUCUGGAAUAUUGCACUAAAGUAAUAGAAGUGUGUCCUCUACUCAAACUUUAAUUGUGCCAGGAAACAUUUUUAUCAGAAAAAAACAAAUGGAUAGAAAAUGUGGCGUUGUAAUAAUUGUUAUUAAGUGUAUUUAAGAAACCGAUGACAUUUGUAUGAUAUUAUGGUAUUCUCUUGUCACCUUUAUUAUUUUGUGCUUCAGUUUUUCAUUAAAAUCAAUGCUAUGCUUUUAUCUGUUAAUAUUUCACUUGUCAUUUAUUUUGCCUGUCAGCUGCUGUUCUGUAAAAUAUCUUGUACAUUUGCAUUUUGCUCAGCCUAAUGUAAAGAAGUGUAAUGACCUAUUAAAUGGCAUAAAAUCUGUAAAAACAUUAAA
Messenger RNA from Thrips palmi, 1674 nucleotides. RefSeq names its product cytochrome c1, heme protein, mitochondrial (gene Cyt-c1). The transcript has 8 exons. Gene Ontology annotation, molecular function: electron transfer activity; heme binding. The record is from RefSeq and is a predicted model, not a curated record. Lineage: Eukaryota; Metazoa; Arthropoda; Insecta; Thysanoptera; Thripidae. Gene Ontology annotation, biological process: mitochondrial electron transport, ubiquinol to cytochrome c. Bases 158 to 1084 code for a protein of 308 amino acids.